Molecule: messenger RNA, 2628 nt
Organism: Epinephelus fuscoguttatus (brown-marbled grouper)
Lineage: Eukaryota; Metazoa; Chordata; Actinopteri; Perciformes; Serranidae
Gene: uck2a
Product: uridine-cytidine kinase 2a
Exons: 7
Coding region: 63-851 (262 amino acids)
Cellular component (GO): cytosol; cytoplasm
Molecular function (GO): kinase activity; ATP binding
Source: RefSeq, a predicted model, not a curated record
CACGAGGAGCGCAGGCACCGCUGGUUGUGUGUCAGAGGGCCGCAGCGCGCUGCAGAUGAAGCAUGGCAGGCGACAGCGAGACAAAGCCAGGUGACCAAGCCGAAAAUGAGACCGUUAACCGGCAGCCUUUCCUCAUCGGUGUGGCCGGAGGCACAGCCAGCGGCAAGUCGUCGGUGUGCGGCAAGAUCAUGGAGCUGCUGGGCCAGAACGAGAUCGACCACCACCAGCGGCAAGUGGCCAUCCUCAGCCAAGACAGCUUCUACAGGGUCCUCACCCCAGAGCAGAAGGCCAAGGCACUCAAGGGCCAGUUCAACUUUGACCACCCAGAUGCUUUCGACAACGAUCUCAUAAUCGCGACUCUGUGGGACAUCAAGGAGGGAAAAACCGUCCACAUCCCUGUUUAUGACUUUGUUUCCCAUUCCAGGAAGGAAGAGACAGUGACGGUGUACCCUGCUGACGUGGUGCUGUUCGAGGGCAUCCUGAUGUUUUACUCUCAGGAGAUCAGGGACCUUUUUCAGAUGAAGCUGUUUGUGGACACUGACGCAGACACACGUCUGUCUCGAAGAGUGCUGCGGGAUAUAAGUGACCGUGGACGGGACCUGGAAAGCGUUCUAGCACAGUACAUCAUGUUUGUCAAGCCUGCGUUUGAGGAGUUCUGCCUGCCAACGAAGAAAUAUGCUGAUGUGAUCAUACCGAGAGGAGUUGACAAUCUCGUUGCCAUCAAUCUCAUAGUUCAGCACAUCCAGGACAUCUUAAACGGCGGUUUGACCAAACGGCUGAACGGGUGGUUUAACGGCUGCGCAACUGCAAAGAAGCAGCCAAACAUGGAGUCAAGCAGUCGGCCCCACUGAGCGCAGUACUCCCCGGAGACGAAAGACGGUUCACCUGUACGUGCCGAACGGGCUCUGCGCUGUGGCUAACAAAGCAAGAGUAAAGACAGGAAAUCAAAAGGCCUCUUUUUGAUAUGAUUCUGUUUGGACUGAAGGGGAACCAUCCGUUUGUGGAUCUGGUUUAAAGGUUGUGUUCAGUUAUAUUUUCCUCUGUAGCUUGUGUACUGUAUGAGAUGGAAGAGGGAGAAAAACAAAGGGGCUAACUUGUAAUUUAAUUUCAAACUGAUGCUUGCCUUUACCACCGCACUGAAGCUAACUACAGAAGCAGUUAUGGUGUCUAAAACACACUUGAUAGCCUUUAACCAUACAAUAAACGCAGUGUAGCAACGCGCUGUUCAAUGGCAGGGCCUUACCCAAACUCACUACCGUUAAAGGUGACUAAUUCCCUUUAUCAAUGCAACUUCUUUUCUUUCCAGGCUCAGUGUAAAGCAUUUUUUGACUUGUAUGAAUAGAUUUUCAAAACGAUGUACUAAUGGAUCAAGACUUUGGAUGUUUGCGUCAUGUCGCCCCGAGCUGCACUUGCUUUGUCUUGUCUAAACCUAAACUGAAUCAGUCAAAUUAAAACAACCGAUUCCCACCUCAAACCAUUAGAUGUACGACAUCACCAAAGAUCACUUUCUGUAAUGUCUUUGUGGACUAAUUGUGUUAGAAUUUUUAUUUCAGUGUGACACUGACGUUACUUUAACUAAUUCAUUCAGAUGUUGCUAAGAGAAAGAACUGUUUAUGUUGCUCUAGAUUACCACAAAGUAUUGAUUUCCUUUGAGUCCCAUGAACUUGAAUCCUCAGAUGUUUGCAGGUUUCAUUUCAAAGACACGCUGAUAACAGUGUUACUGAAUGCAUUGAGCUGUAAAAUGUCAUUAAGUACAAGAAACCCAAUGUAAAUGUGUUCUGUAAAUGUUCUUCCCGUGUACAUUUUUCUCAUGAUAAAGUUCUCAGGUACUCUUUAUUUGCUUGACACAUCUGUCACAUCCAGGUCCUUGUAUUUGAUUUAAAUAUAUACGUUUGUUUUUUAAGACAUUUUCUGUUUCUGUUUGACUCAAAGAUCUGCAUAUUGAGAGAAUAAUGCCAUGUGCUUGGUGCCAUAUUGAAGAAAAGGUUCAAGGUUCAUUCAUUAUUCCAAGUCCAAGGUGGUUAGCUCCACUGCUAACCUGUAGCCACACCUGAUAAACAGCCUAAAUUUGCAUGUGUCCUUCAUUAGCAGUGAAAGCAGUUACAAACUCAGUGUAUAGCUCCUUUAAGUUAUCGUAUUGUGUUGAUAAUGGAUUUUUUUUUUUUAAUUAAUUUUUUUUUGUUCUGACUCUGAAUUACAAGUUAAAGGCUGCUUCAGCGUUUUUUUCUCACUGCGGUUGAAGUAAUAUAAAGUGAAUGCAGCCUAUGAUGAGUCAAAAUGUCCGCUAUGGGAAAAGCUUAUCUCAUAUUCCUUAUGUAAAUCCAUUUAUUUAAAUGGAUUAUUUAUUUUUUGCAAUUUUUGUGAAAAUAAAAAUACAUAAAUGUUUAAUUUUAUUCCUGGCAGUGUAGCAAAGCAACAUUUAGACCUUUAUGUUGAGAAAAAGCAAUUACAGAAAAUCAAAUGUAAAUUAUAUGUGAAAAUCUAAAUAUUAAGAAAAAGACCUUGAGAGAUCUUUUAAUGGAAUUUAAAUCAGUUAUACAUAUAUUGAUGAAUAUGUCUGCCUAUGAAAUAAAUAUGGCAAGGAAAUAAAUCCUGAAAUAAAUAAACGAGGCAAUAAAUACAUAAAUG